GGCGGCAGAACCAGAGCAAGGGCGCUUGGGAGAAAUCUCGUUCAGUGGCGAUAGAUUAGUCAGGCCUCAGAAAGAUGGCGUCCUCGGAGCAGGCAGAGCAGCCGAACCAGCCGAGCUCUACUCCAGGAAGUGAAGAUGUGGUGCCUCGAGAGCCUCUGAUUGCCACAGCAGUGAAGUUUCUACAGAAUUCUCGGGUCCGCCAGAGCCCACUUGCGACCAGGAAAGCGUUCCUUAAGAAGAAAGGGCUGACCGAUGAGGAGAUCGACCUGGCUUUCCAGCAGUCGGGCACUGCUGCCGAGGAGCCCACAUCCUUGGGCCCGGCCAUGCAGGUGGUUCCCGUGCAGUCCCCCCACCUCAUUUCACAGCCAUACAGUCCCGCAGGUUCCCGGUGGCGGGACUACGGUGCCUUGGCCGUCAUCAUGGCCGGAAUCGCAUUUGGCUUUCACCAGCUCUACAAGAAGUACCUGCUGCCCCUCGUCCUGGGUGGCCGCGAGGACAGGAAGCAGCUAGAGAGGAUGGCGGUGAGUCUCUCCGAGCUGAGUGGCAGCGUGGCCCAGACAGUGACCCAGGUACAGACGACACUGGCCUCUCUCCAGGAGCUGCUGAGGCAGCAGCAGCAGAAAGUCCAGGAGCUGGCCCAUGAGCUGGCCGCAGCCAAGGCCACCACAUCUACUAACUGGAUCCUGGAAUCCCAGAACAUCAAUGAGCUCAAGGCGGAAAUUAACUCCUUGAAAGGGCUGCUUUUGAAUCGGCGGCAGUUCCCGCCGUCGCCCUCACCAUCGGCCCCGAAGAUCCCCUCCUGGCAGAUCCCGGUCAAGUCGCCGUCACCCUCCAGCCCCGCCGCUGCCAACCAUCACAGCAGCAGCGAUAUCUCCCCGGUGAGCAACGAGUCCACGUCGCCGUCACCUGGCAAGGAGAGCCACAGCCCUGAGGGCUCCACGGCCACCUACCACCUGCUGGGCCCGCAGGAGGAGGGUGAGGGCGCGGUGGACUUGAAGGGCCAGGUGCGCAUGGAGGUGCAGGGUGAGGAGGAGAAGAGGGAGGACGAGGAGGACGACGGUGUGGGCCACGUGGACGAGGAGGACGUGCUGGGGGUGCAGAGGGAGGACCGCCGGGGUGGGGACGGGCAGAUCAAUGAGCAGGUGGAGAAGCUGCGGCGGCCCGAGGGCGCCAGCAACGAGAAUGAGCGGGACUAGGGUCCUUGCCGGACGCCAUCCAGCAGGCGGCACAGGGCGCCAGCUCUGGCUCGCUCGGUCCAGGAGGGCGGCCGGCGCUGUCUCCUCGGACAGGGUGGGUGUGUGUCCUGCAGCCUUGUCACCCGGCCUGGCACCCUGGUCUGUCCCCAAGGUGGGCGGCACCAGGCCUGGAGCUCCAGCCCUGCCCACCCUCCUGGGCAGACAUCCUGUCUGGGUGCGUUUGCCAGGUGUCUUGACUAAUGUGGCACUGUGCAUGGCAAGAGCUCGUGUUGUCACCGUCUCCUCCUCCUCGGGGAGGAGCUGCAGUCCCCUUGGUCUCUGCUGUCUCCCUCUGUCCCCCGGGCCUGACCCGUGGCUCCUCCCCUGCCAUGGACGUGCUGUGGGUCUGCCAGGGCCGGGCCUCCCAUGUCCCCUGCUGCCCUCAGACAGUGACAUCAAAUUGCGCUUGUGCCCUCCUUGCCUGGCUCUGCCCAGCCCAUGGUCAGACGCGGGCCCCGCCCGUCGUGCAGCGGAGCAGCAGCAGGGCCUCCCUGGAACAUGUCCCUCCAGGUGACUGUAGAUUCCGAAUGUGAGAUGACUGUACAUAGCUGUAAUAAAGACGAGUUGCCACUCCUUAA
Molecule: messenger RNA, 1813 nt
Organism: Fukomys damarensis (Damara mole-rat)
Lineage: Eukaryota; Metazoa; Chordata; Mammalia; Rodentia; Bathyergidae
Gene: Pex14
Product: peroxisomal biogenesis factor 14
Exons: 9
Coding region: 75-1196 (373 amino acids)
Biological process (GO): protein import into peroxisome matrix, docking
Cellular component (GO): peroxisomal membrane; peroxisomal importomer complex
Molecular function (GO): signaling receptor binding
Source: RefSeq, a predicted model, not a curated record